Messenger RNA from Ectocarpus siliculosus, 624 nucleotides. Lineage: Eukaryota; Phaeophyceae; Ectocarpales; Ectocarpaceae. The record is from the annotation of a GenBank genome assembly.
AUGUGCUGCUCGACUCUUUGGCGUCCCUUAGGUGCGGCGUGGACAGUCGCCGGACGGCCUCCCUCCGCGCUCUUCAAGAUACUAGUUCUGGGGGACAACGGGGUGGGGAAAACGGCCCUCGCCCGGGCCCUGUGCGGCAAAGGGUUUCUGCCGGAGUACUCGCCUGACACGGCCGUUUCUGUCUCCGCGAGGAGCUUUAGCCGCGACAAAUUCCCUCCCGCCGUGCUCGAGAUCUGGGAUAUUCCUGCUUCGGCAAAGACGUCCUUGGGUCCGGAGAUUGCGGCUGAAACGAGCUGCGCACUCCUGCUCUUGGAUCUCGACGACAGAAACUCAUUUAGAGUCGCCAAGAGGUGGCAGUCAUUGGUGACAGAGGCGUGUUCCGGUAGUAAAGCACGGCCGCCCCACUUCAUCGUCGUCGGAACGAAGAUAGACCGGGGUGGGUGUAGCACGUGGAUGAGAUGCGCCGGAGUUCGCGGGUGGUGUGAAGAACAAGGAUACCCCCUGCUGUUCUGCACCAGCUUCGCGGGAGAGGGGAUAAUGGGCAUCCUGAGGGAGGUCGUUGUCACCUGCUUUGAACGACAUCCCCCACCAGCGGUCUUGAAAGACCUAUACCUGGCUGUAUAG